Molecule: messenger RNA, 1455 nt
Organism: Annulohypoxylon truncatum
Lineage: Eukaryota; Fungi; Ascomycota; Sordariomycetes; Xylariales; Hypoxylaceae
Product: MFS general substrate transporter
Exons: 5
Coding region: 1-1455 (484 amino acids)
Biological process (GO): transmembrane transport
Molecular function (GO): transmembrane transporter activity
Source: RefSeq, a predicted model, not a curated record
AUGGAGGAGGAGAAGGGUCAGCCGCAACCGACAAUGGAUACUCCUAACGCAGGAGCGGACGUAGCUCUGUCUGCGCUCCAGAAAGUUGAGACUGGUAGUGCCUCUCACCCUAUCCACUGGAAUCCGGUGAAAAAAUGGGCUAUCAUCAGCGUCUACUGUUUGCUGCAAACCUUCAUCGCUCUCUCAACCACGACCUAUGUCAGUGCAGAGUUCCUCGUCCAAGAGAAGUAUGGAGGAUCGUCGCAAGUCGUAGCACUUGGUCAAUCCAUGUUUAUCGUUGGGACUGCAGUUGGCCCAGCCUUUCUGGGUCCUUUAUCUGACCUAGGAGGACGAAAAUGGGUGUAUGUGGGAUCUAUCGGCAUCUAUGCGAUUUUGAACAUUGGCACCGCGCUGGCGCGCAACUUGCCGAUGCUUAUCAUUUUUCAAUUCCUAUGCGGAGCUGCUGGAAGCACGGCUCUCUCCAACGUGGCUGGCACCAUCGCUGACCUAUUUGGUGACAUGGACGGAGCUGGCCAGCCAAUGGCAAUGUUUGUCAUGUCUGCCAAUUAUGGCCCAAGUAUAGGCUCUCCUAUUGGAGAACUGAUCGCGGAAAACGAAAAAUUAGGACUGCCGUGGAUUUUCUGGAUCAACGUGAUCAUCGGCGGUGCUUUUGCCAUUGCCAUGUGUUUCAUUCCGGAAACACUCCCGAGAAUUGUUAUCAGCAGAACGGCAAGGAAAAAUAAGUCGUCAGAUCCGACCGAACUAGCCGUCAUAGAAGAACAUGUAGAUAUCCUCCGGGAGAUGCGAUUCGUCACCUCGAUGGCCUUUCGCAUUAUGUUCACCGAACCGAUCGUCACAUUCCUGGGGAUCUACAACGGAUUCGCCUAUGGGCUACUCUUUUUGUAUUUGGAUGGAGUAUUCGACGUAUUCGCUAUCAACAACGGGUUGUCGUAUAUCGAUGCCGAUCUCACGUAUCUCAACUUCGUCGUCAGCGUUACUGUCAUGUUUGCCUUCGUUCCAGUCCAAACAUGGUUCUAUAAGCGUGACCGAAAGAGAAACGGUGGUGUUGGCCGACCGGAAGCAAGGUUCUUGACUUCGCUGCUAUUCGUCUGGGGGUUCCCGAUAUCUCUUCUGUGGUUCGCAUUCACUAGCGACGGAAGUGUUUCGUACUGGUCACCCGUGGUGGCCGGUGGCUUGCUGGGUUUCUGCGACCCGCUUCUCUGGCUCGCAAUGCUUAACUACAUUGCUGAUACUUACACUAACGUCGCUGGGUCGGCAAUAGCAGCCUUUUUGAUACCCUCUUUCCUAAUUGCGGCCGGUUGCUGUCAUAUUGGAAUCGUCAUGUUUGAGAACCUAAGCACCAAAUGGGCGAUGGCCAUAUUGGGAUUCGUCUCAUUUAGCCUUGUCGCAUUAGUAUAUGUCUUGUACUUUCUUGGUCCGAGGAUUCGUUCUUGGUCAAAAUUAGCGAAGAAGUGA